AUGAACAUAUUACCCAGGCAUGCCAUAGCAACGAGGGAACAAAUAUUCAGUGCCUCGUCGCCGAUCCCUAGUGGUCUUCUCCCGCAACUAAAGUUACCGGAGGGGAGGAACAAUGCCAAAAAUUCUCUGCCUACACGGGCACGGCACGAGUGCCCACAUAUUCAAGUCUCAGACUGGUACCUCCCUUUCGCCUCUUCCAUCUACUGCAACCCCUUUAGUCGAGCACAGUUCAUAAUAAUUCUCCUAUACAGCACUAAUCCUCCUCAUCGCACAGCAUCCUUCCGGAGAACCCUCCCCCACUCGUACGUUUUCGACUUCAUCUCCGGCCCCUUCCCCUCCUCUCCGGCGCCAGGGAUUAAAGCCAUUUACCCCGACUCGCCAACCUACACCUGGUUCCGGGAACCAACGCCUGCUGGUUUACGCGCUGCACACAGAUAUGUGGCUGAAUAUAUCCAGAAGCAUGGGCCGUACGAUGCAGUCAUGGGGUUCUCGCAGGGAUGUUCAUUGAUCGCAUCAAUGGCAUUGUAUCACUCUUAUGACAGAUUGAGCGAGCAGGGGCAAAAUGGUAUACGCGGAGACCUGCCAUUUAAAGCAGCGAUUUUCAUUUGCGGCGGUAUCCCCCUUUACGCGCUUCAAGAUAUGGGCAUACCUGUUUCCGAAGAGGCAGAGACUAUAAGCAAAAUCACAGGCCAACUUCUCAACACCACCGCAACGAAACUCUCGACCUUUGCAUCCAACACAUCGCUUAUAAAGCGUGGCGUGGGACUCUGGGAUAACAACGUUACCUCCAACACUCUCGUUCACGAUCCAUCUGUCCGGCCCCCCCGUAAUGACCUCUUCGGGCUUGAUUUCACAUCUUUCCCUUCCUGGGCAAAAAUAGAUAUCCCGACAGUGCAUGUUUACGGCGGUAAGGAUCCACGGUGGCCAGCAGGGAUCCAGUUAGCGGAGUUUUGUGCUGACAGGGUGGAGUUUGAUCAUGAAGGCGGGCAUGAUAUUCCGCGGGGGUCAGUGGUCUCAGAGAGAAUUGGAGGUAUGAUUCAGGAUCUAUUGAGAAGGGUCUAGCUACCUACAGCAGUAAAUUUUAGUUGAGUUAGGGCUGUGAUAGAGG
Molecule: messenger RNA, 1108 nt
Organism: Aspergillus nidulans FGSC A4
Lineage: Eukaryota; Fungi; Ascomycota; Eurotiomycetes; Eurotiales; Aspergillaceae
Exons: 2
Coding region: 1-1062 (353 amino acids)
Source: RefSeq, a predicted model, not a curated record